GUUAACGUUACCUGGGUAACGGUUCGACUGAAGAGGUUAGCUAAAGUCAUCCAGAGCAAGACGUGAAUGAACGCCGCAAACGGAAUGAAACGAGCCUGUUUACGGCACAUUAACGAAUUCAAGUUAACGUUACAUGACCUACAACUUUCAGCCAUGGAUGUACAAGGAGAAUCAUACACAAAGUCUGGUCACCUGUCUGUAGCUUGUUGUUGUAUUACCGCCCCCUGUCGUCCGUCUGGCAGCACCGACCCCGACCGCCGAGGAGGAGACGGAGAGGACGGUAUCGUUACCACGGGAAACGGCUGUCCAACGGGCGGGAGACACUUCGACCCUAAAGUCCUGUCAACUCAUACAAAAUGGGCGGACUUCACCUCUGACAGCUAAGGCUACAAGCUAUUUUAAAACGCUGGGAGACCUUCAGUCGGAGCAACUGGUGUAGAUACCAUGGCAGAAGACAAGCACUUCCUGGAUAAACAUCAAGAUGAGCUAAUACAGAGAGUAAACAACACUGCAGCCAUUCUGGAUGAGCUCCUCAGUGAAAAUGUCAUCCAGCAACACAAUUAUGAUAAAAUCAGGGCUCUGCCCACCUCUCAGGAGAUCAUGAGGGAGCUUUUUAAUCAGCCUUUGACAUCAAGUGGAGAUCAAGGAAAAGAGACCUUCUACAAAAUCCUGAAUAAACAUGAGUCUUAUCUAAUCGAUGACCUCAAGAGAAUGGAGUAUGAGAACCCCAUGAAAGUAGAAACAGUGAUGGCUAAGAAGAUGCUUUAUGAAACACUGAAUGAUUUGAGGACGGGAGAGCUUGACUAUUUCAAGUCACUCAUUGAAUUGGAGAAAGAUUACCCGCCCAUCUCAAGGAGUCGACUGAAAGUGGCAAACGCACAGGACACAGUUGAGCUGAUGGUGGAGACGUACAGGGAAGAGUGUGUGGAGUUGACCAGAAAGGUUUUAAAGAAGAUGAACAGGGCCGAUCUGGUGCAGAGACUAUCCGACACCACCUCGGGAAGCAAAGAGAAACAGUGGCCUUCACUGAUCCAGAGAGUGGAAACAAUGACAUCUGUCAUAGAGCUGCUUUUGGAAACACUGGCUGAUUUGAGAGAUGUGGAGCUCAGGGAGCUCUGGGUGUUCCAAAGGUUCCUGCGUCAAAUUCACUCGUCAGAUAUCCAACGGAGGCUGCUGAUGACGGCAGACAUGCAGGACACAGUGUUUUUUAUGGUGCUCAUUGACGGCCAGCAGUCUGUGAAGACGACCAGGAAGGUUUUAGAGAAGAUGGAGAGGACUGAUCCGGUGCAGACGUUGUCAGACAGCAGCUCAGGAUCCAAAAAAAAACACUCUGUGGAUGAACGCCUGUCUGCACUGAUCCACAAAGUGGCAACAAUGAGGGCUGUUAAAGAGCUGCUUUUGGAAACACUUAGUGAUUUGAGUAACGAUGAGCUAGAGAAAUUCAAGGUGUUGCUGCAGUUCACGUUUUUCCAGAGGAGCCUUGAACUCAUCUCAUGGGAAGAGCUGAGCCUUCCAGACACCUCAUGGAGUGAACUGAGCCCUCUACACGCUGCAUCGGGUGAAGUGAGCCCUCCACACACCUCAUGGAGUAAAUGGAGCCCUCCACUGUCCUCAUCGGGUGAAGUGAGCCCUCCACACACCUCAUGGAGUAAAUGGAGCCCUUCACUGUCCUCAUCGGGUGAAGUGAGCCCACCACACACCUCAUGGAGGGAACCGAGCUUUCUAUUUGUGUCACCGAGGAGACAAAUUAACAUGAAAGACCGACUGGUAGAUAUGAUGUUGAAGAAGUGCGGUCAACAGUCUGUGGAGGUGACCAUGGAGGUUCUGACAGACAUGAACAGAACUGAUCUGGUGCAGAGGCUGUCAGAGACCAGCUCAGGACACAAAGCUGCAGGAUCAUCAGCUGAAGCGUUUGGUGUGAGUACCACGCAGGAAGGUAUGUGUCUUAUAAAAAACUUAAAACACAAAAAACAAAAUCAAAAUAAUGUUCCUCUAAGCACUGUAGUUAUUUUAAUUUACAUUUCCGUAUAUGAACCUUUAACACAGAGUUUAAUAGCAAAGAAGACCCCAGAGAAACACUGCGUGGAUGAACAUUGGCCUGCAUUGAUCCAGAAGGUGGAAACAAUGACGUCUGUCAUAGAGCUGCUUUUGGAAACACUGGUUGGUUUAAGUGAUGGGGAGCUGGAGAUCCUCAAGAGUGUCCUCCAGACUCAGACUAACCUCCACAGAUGCUUCUCAGACAGCACAUUAAUACCGCUGAAGAUAGAGGACAGACAGGUCACAGUGUUUUUAAUGGUGCUGACCUACGGCCAACAGUCUGUGGAGAAGACCGAGGAGGUAUUAAAAGAGAUGACGAGGACUGAUCUGGUGCAGAGGUUGUCACACAGCAGCUCACAAUCCAAGAAGAAACGCUUAGAUGAACACCGAUCUGCACUGAUCCAGAAAGUGGCCACAAUGGCAGUGGUUAAACAGCUGCUUUUGGAAACUCUGAAUAGUUUGAGUGACAAGGAGCUCGAGGAAUUCAAGAAGUUCCUGAUGUGGAUCAUCUGCCAGAAGAAACUCAAAGCCAUGUCAUCACCGAUCAGCCUCACAAAAGACAGAGCAGAAAUAGUGGAUCUGAUGUUGCAGACCUACAGCCAGCAGUCUGUGUCGUUAACCAGGGAGGCUGUAAAGAAAAUGAACAGGACUGAUCUGAUGCAGAGGUUGUCAAAGCCCAGCUCAGAACUUGAAGAGAAACACUCACUCACUCUGGAUGAACAUCAAACUGCAGUGUUGGAGAAAGCAGCUGUGAAACAGAUUCUUUUGGAAACACUGAAGGAUUUGAGUUCAGAGGAGCUGGAGAAAAUCAAGUGGUUACUACAGUUCACGCAGUUCCAGAAAGGCCUUCCACGCACCUCAUGGAAACAGUUGUACUGGGCAGGCAGUACAAAAGAACUAGUUGAUCUGAUGGUCCAAACCUGUGGCCAGCAGUCUGUGGAGGUGACCAAGGAGGUUUUCAUGGACAUGAACAGGACUGAUCUAGUAAAGAAGUUGUCAGUCAUCAACUCAAGAAUGAAAGAGAAACAUCCAUCUGAAAGGCUCCAGAAGGUGGUGACCAUGACAUCACUUAUGGAUAAGCUUUUUGAAACUCUCAAAGACUUAAGUUACGGAGAGCUCAAGCAAUUCAAGCAUGUCCUGCAGCACACUACAGUGAAGAAAGGCCUCCCAAAAAUCUCAAAACAGAGAACGGAGACAGCAAGCAGAGAUGAAAUAGUGGAGCUGAUGGUGGAGAUCUACGGCGAGCAGUCUGUGGAAAUGACCAGGAGGGUUUUAAUGGAGAUGGACAGGACUGAUCUGGUAGAGAGGUUGUCAGAAGUCAGCUCAGGGCCUUCAGGAAGCUCGGAGCUUGAGGGUUGUGGAAGCGUUACGCAGGACUCCAGUGACUGGACUAAACUUGACCCUGAAGUGAACUGUACUGAUGCUGACGAGGUUCCAACUUAUAGCCUACAGUCUGAAGCAGGAAACUUUGAAUGCAGUGUCUCUGGCGUGCGUUGGGUCUGUAAGGAAAAGGUCAGCUUUAAGUACCGGUUUUGCUCUUUGAGUGGACACAUGGAGAAGAUUGAAAGUAUGCAGUACAUGCCUGCAGGUCCCCUGAUGGACAUCACAGCCAUUGCUGGAAAGUUGGAUGUAGUGUACCUGCCACACUGGAUCGCCAUAGAUGACAAUCCUACAAUAUUAGACAAGUUUGCAGUCCUACACAUAGAUGACUGUGGAGAUGUUGUGGAAAGAGUGUCUGAGGUCACAUCGUCACAUGUCAAGCUGUCUGAACCAGUUUUCUCUCUGAAAUUGAUCCUGGUGAAAUAUCUUGGCCUUUCGGUGGAAAUACACUGUAAGGUGUUAAUAUACAAGGCCGACACACCAUCCCUCAAACUCCACGUUUAUCUGAUCCCACCUGAUCGUGCUCUGAUACAGGAAUUGGAGAGAACUUUGUCACGUGAUGGAUACAAAAGAAUCCAUGAGCCACAUCCAGUGAAGCCCCUGAAAAUGCAUGAGUGGUUCACCCUAACAGCAGAUUUGGACGGCACAAAAAUUCACCCUGAAGCAUUAAUGCUCACAUAUGAAAGCACAGAACCGAAUUUCUUCAAAGUGUUGUGUACUAAAAAUCCAGACACAAACUUUGCGCUUGAGCUCAAACAAAAAAAUGAGCUUCAACCAGUGUGGACCUGUGAGAUUCAAAAAGCUGCCGUAUCAUCAGCAGGACCAUGUGACAGUGCAACAGCAAGUGCUGAACAAUCCUCCGAGCCUGGUCCAAGUUACACUGCAGGAUCAUCAGCUUUUGCAUCUGGUGUGGAUACCACGGAGGGAGGCUCUGGUUCAGCAGCAGAAGCUGAAGAAGGGUCUAGAGGUUGCCAUCAGGAACAAGAUUGAGCAGGAAGUGACGCAGAAGGCAAGCUCGUCCCUUCACAAGCCACUGAGUGUGGUUAAAGGGGCUGACGGUAAAGGCAACCCAGGAGCAGCCCGUCCAGGAACCAGCUCCAAUUAGGACAUGAUGCACAGACCUGAGGCUGAGCGUGCUAAACUCAAGGACUUAGUCACAGGGUCAAUGAACGACAUUGAUCCUGUGACUCAGAUUUAAGAUACACGCCAGCUGUCCUGUGGCUUUUGAUUCCUGAAUGUUUCAGCCGACUUCAGGCAUGUAGAAGUAGUCAGAAACCUUCUUGUACAGAUGGAUGUUAGUAGUUUUACAGUUUACAAAUGAAUGUAUAAAAUAAGAGACGUGGUAGAUGUGAUGUGUGUCACAGGGUCAUGGGAAUUAUAUACACCUCCACUAGGGGGCACCACAGGACAUUAUUGACUCUCAUGGAGUUUCAGAUUUGUUUGCUUGUUUAAAAAUCCUGAUUGAAAACAGAACAUAAGAAACCAUGAUUUUAUGAGCUUUGGAUUGUACCACCCUAAAACAGGUUUGUAUCAUUCCUAUUGUAUGAUUGUACAGAAAACAACAAAUAAUCAGAGUAAAAAAAUGUGAGUCUUAAACCUGUCACUGUCAAAGACCCUUUAAGAUAGAUAGGUUCAUGACACUUGUGUAAAUCAAGUGUAAAUCACUGUCUCUGUGAUUAUUUUAUUGGUCAUGAUUUUAGAAUAACAGAAGACUUCAGCUACAUCAAGGCUCAGGGAGGUGCUGUUGCACACGGACAGUGUAGACAAUCACAGGUGGCUUCCCAACAUAAACCCAUAUAUAUUAGUUAGAAAUGGUGACAUGGAGAGCUCAGUCCAACAGUCCUUAAAAUGUCUUAACACCUUUUUUUAAUAAAAGGCCUUAAUAUAUAAUCUAUGCUUAAUAUUGAAUGGGUCUUAAAUGAUUUUUGUCAUGUCACCCCACAAAUUUCCAGUGUUGCGUCGAAGCCUAUUUAACACUGACGGUGUGUGCUACGCAUUUUAACAAGAGGGAAACACCAUUCGCCAGGGGAACAGACUUCAAAUCAACAACAGCAUGAGCGCAGUGGCCCUAUUUUCACUCUGUUUAUGAAUACUGAAGUAAAGUGUAAGUACGUAAAAAUUGUACUCAAAGGUUUACUAUGUCGGAUUGUUGUUUGUUUGCAAACAUGCUCACCAACCACAGAGUGUAUCUGUGCUAUAUUUGCAGAGGGUAUUUUUUUGUCAGUCUGGCACCUGGUCACCACCUUUUUAUAAAGCUCUUAUCUCACACAAGGGCUGUGAUAUACACACACAUAAAUGUCCCGAUCACAGAAUAUAAAAAAAUACAGGCAGGGUCUUUACAGAGAAAUACGGCGCCACACACUGAGAGCGGGUCAAAAGUGAUGAUUAAGAGGGAUUACUUCUGUAUGAGUCUAUACAUUGUUUUUUCUUUUGUAAGGGAAAUCCUGCAUAGUACCAUAUAUUUUAUGUAUAUUACUUAAAUAAAUGUACUCAAUUACA
Messenger RNA from Epinephelus fuscoguttatus (brown-marbled grouper), 5916 nucleotides. RefSeq lists its product as uncharacterized. The coding region runs from base 445 to 4407 and encodes 1320 amino acids. The transcript has 28 exons. NCBI's taxonomy places the organism in Eukaryota, Metazoa, Chordata, Actinopteri, Perciformes, Serranidae. Gene Ontology annotation, biological process: inflammatory response; regulation of apoptotic process; innate immune response. Gene Ontology annotation, molecular function: protein binding. The record is from RefSeq and is a predicted model, not a curated record.